AAAAUGACAUAUAUUUUAAAAUUACUAUCCAAAAGCUAAAUAUAUUGAUUUUUAUUUAUGUUCUUCGUGUCAGAACUUUGUAGUUUAAAAAGUUAUUAGUGAGUAAAUCAUGAAAUCGUCGAAACAUCGCACUUCCCGUAUGUCCAGCUUAGCUGAAGAUAUGGGUUUGCAUGUACCUGAUGAAGCCCCGUACCGCUCUAAGCUUCACUACCUGUUUGCCCAAAUUGAAAAGGAAUUCGAAGUUUUAUAUAUGGAAAAUCUUAAUUUACAAGAAAAGUUGGAUGGGUUCACAAAUAAAGAUUCCUUGCAAUCUUGCGAACGAUCAACAUCUACCAACCCUAGUGCAGGGUCAAAUAUAGCACCGCUUCCCGUAUCAGUUUGCCAUGAAGAAGUAGAUACUGCGGCUGGUGCUUCUGUUGUGACUGGAAAUAAGGGUUUUAAGUCAAAAUUUACAUCAAGUGGUGGCAAGGUUAAAGCUAGCCACAAAAUAAAGGCUCAAACAAGUCGAAUCGUAUCUAGUUUUAAAGCUCAGUCGGUGGUGAGCAGCGCGGUUAUGCGAGAAUUUUGCGGCCAUAAAGAUGGAGUAUGGCAAGUGGCUGCUAAAGUUGGUCAACCUAUUAUAGGAACAGCAUCAGCAGACCAUACAGCUUGUGUAUGGGGGAUCGAAAGUGGUCGAUGCCUUUUACAAUACACAGGCCACGUUGGUUCUGUUAAUUCCAUAAAGUUUCAUCUGAAUCGCGAUUUAGUUCUCACAGGAAGUGGCGAUGGAACAGCGCAUAUAUGGCAAGCUGCUGUUAAUUGGGACGUUUCAAAGAAAGGCCAUUCAUCCGAGGAAGAGCUUGAAGACAGCGAUGGACAAGGUGAUGACCGCGAUCGCGUAGACACAUUACGUACACCACUUUGCGAAUUCACCGGACCUGGAGGCCAUUUAUCAGUUGUAGUUGCUGCUGAUUGGCUUCCAAGUAUGGAUCAAGUUAUAACCGGAAGCUGGGAUCGUACUGCAAUUUUGUGGGAUGUCGAAACUAAGGAACCAUUGCAACCUCUUUCUGGACAUGACCAUGAACUGACACAUGUGUCUGCUCAUCCUACUCAAAGAUUAGUAGUAACGGCAUCCAGAGAUUCUACAUUUCGAUUAUGGGAUUUUAGAGAUCCGAUUCCAGGAGUAUCUGUUUUCCAGGGGCACACAGAAAGUGUUACUUCCACCGUUUUUUCUAAAGAUGACAAAGUCGUAUCGGGAUCCGACGACCGCACCGUUAAAGUAUGGGAAUUGCGAAAUAUGCGUUCAGCUUUAGCCACAAUACGAACAGAUUCUUCUGUAAAUAGGCUGGCCGUUUCGAAUGCCGGAAUAAUAGCAAUCCCGCAUGACAACAGACAAAUACGUCUGUUUGAUUUAAAUGGGCAGAGAGUGGCUCGUUUGCCGCGAACUAGUCGACAGGGUCACCGACGUAUGGUUUCCUCUGUAGCAUGGGCUGAAGAACCACUACUAAACUGUGAUUUGUUUUCGUGCGGUUUUGAUCGUCGUGUUUUUGGCUGGUCCAUUAUAUUACCAAAGGAUAAUUAAAUGCUAGGAAAAUUUACAUUCAUAGAAGUUGUCAAUACUCACUACAUUCAUCAAUGUUACUGGAUAGAUCAAAAAUUUAGUACAGUGAGCUCGAAUAUAGCGUUCGUGGAGUAAACAAAAUUAUUCAAAUUUGUUUCAUAAAUUCUUCAUGAAAGUAAAUAUACGUCGUCUUCAUAAAGGUCACAAAAAGAGAAGACACUGUAUGUACUCUAAUGCAAAAAUAAAACUACUGCUACAAUUAUAUCACAUUCUCAAAAUA
This is a messenger RNA of Stomoxys calcitrans (stable fly), 1820 nucleotides long. It is a transcript of the gene Wdr37, whose product is annotated as WD repeat-containing protein 37. The record is from RefSeq and is a predicted model, not a curated record. Bases 110 to 1561 code for a protein of 483 amino acids. Gene Ontology annotation, molecular function: protein binding. The transcript has 5 exons. NCBI's taxonomy places the organism in Eukaryota, Metazoa, Arthropoda, Insecta, Diptera, Muscidae. Gene Ontology annotation, cellular component: preribosome, large subunit precursor.